AUGGCAUUGAGCAGACGUAAGGGCGCGGGCUUCACCUUCACCGAUAACCAGCUGUUCCAGAUCGCCUCAAACAUUAAAGGCAGGCAAAUCACGCAACGUAUUACCGCGAUUCACAUUGUUUGCAAAAGUCAGGAGAAGGACAACGUCGGCGUGAUUUUCUAUCAUAUCUACCUUCCUGAAGGUGUAGAUAAUGAUAAGGAGGAAGACGACAAACGUGCCUGGAUGCUCGUCAUGACAGUCCAGGACCUUGAACCAACAGAGACGCAUUUUGAAUUCUCCGAUAUCCUAUUGGAUGAGAAGGAUCUCGCCAUCAAGAGAGGUCUCGACUGGAUGGUUGAACACGGCAUUCCGGAGGCGGAGGCGAGGGAUCGAUGGAUGACUGUUUCCUCGUGGAGCAGGCGCAAAGGCGCAGGCUUCACCUUUACCGACAACCAACUGUUCCAGAUCGCCUCAAACAUUAAAGGCAGGCUGAUCACACAACGCAUUACCGCGAUUGAUAUCGUCUGCAAAUGUCAGGAGAACGAUCAUAUAGGCGUCAUUUUCUAUCACAUCUUCCUUCCUGAAGGUGUGGAUGAUGACAAGGAAGAGGAUGACAAACGGCGCUGGAUGCUUGUCAUGACAGUCCAGGACCUGGAACCGACCGAGACGCAUUUUGAAUUCUCCGACAUCCCAUUUAAUGAAAAGGAUCCUGUCAUCAGGAAGGGUCUCAAGUUCAUGACUGAUCACGGUAUUCCGGAAGCAGAAGCGAGAGAUCGAUGGAUGACUGUUUCCUCGUGGAGCGUCAGGGAUGAAUGA
This is a messenger RNA of Fomitiporia mediterranea MF3/22, 795 nucleotides long. RefSeq lists its product as uncharacterized. The transcript has 3 exons. The coding region runs from base 1 to 795 and encodes 264 amino acids. Lineage: Eukaryota; Fungi; Basidiomycota; Agaricomycetes; Hymenochaetales; Hymenochaetaceae. The record is from RefSeq and is a predicted model, not a curated record.